This is a messenger RNA of Eremomyces bilateralis CBS 781.70, 765 nucleotides long. Its product is annotated as yeats-domain-containing protein. The transcript has 3 exons. NCBI's taxonomy places the organism in Eukaryota, Fungi, Ascomycota, Dothideomycetes, Eremomycetales, Eremomycetaceae. The record is from RefSeq and is a predicted model, not a curated record. Gene Ontology annotation, biological process: regulation of DNA-templated transcription. The coding region runs from base 1 to 765 and encodes 254 amino acids.
AUGGCCGGCCCUCCGAAUCGACGUGUCAAGGUAUUCAUCGGCUCCGAAGCAUGGCCUCUCACCCCCGAAAACCGGCCGCCUGGCAUCCCCGAAGACCACACCACCGGCUGGAAAGUCUACGUCAGGAACUUGGAGGGCGGGCCGAACAUCAAUGUCUGGCUGAAGAAAGUGCAGUUUAAACUGUUUCACACGUACACGCCAGCGCUACGAACUGCGGAGCAGGAACCGUUCGAAGUCACGGAAACCGGCUGGGGCGGCUUCCAGGUCGACAUCCGCCUCCAUUUCCAACCCGUCACCAGCGAGAAGGCCCAGUGGCGCUUCCACUACCUGCAACUCGAACCCUACGGCUCCGACGCCGAUAAAGCGCAGCAGAAGGCCCGCGGUCGCGUUGUCUCCGAGUCGGUCGAGAUCCUCGAAUUCAACGAGCCGAGCGAGCCGCUCUGGGAGGCGCUGACGUCGGACUCGCAGUGGGACUACCUCAACCCGGCGAAGGGCGGGGGAAAAGGCAAGGCGAAAGGACGUGGCCAGAUGAGCGUGGCGAAUAUGCCGGUCAUCGGGCUGGGGACGUCGGAGCUGGCGGACAAGUCGACGCCGUCGAACCCGUACUCGAAGGAGAUGGAGGAUAAGUAUAUUCGGUCGUUCGAGACGGCGGGGGCGGAGGUGGAGAGGCUGCUGCAGGAAGAGAACGAGCGGUUGAAGAAGAAUGAGGAGAGGAUUCAGGAGUUGACGGAGAGUGGGGAUUUUGUUCCGUCGAAGAAGAAAUGA